This is a messenger RNA of Oryzias melastigma (Indian medaka), 1189 nucleotides long. RefSeq lists its product as uncharacterized. The record is from RefSeq and is a predicted model, not a curated record. NCBI's taxonomy places the organism in Eukaryota, Metazoa, Chordata, Actinopteri, Beloniformes, Adrianichthyidae.
GUAAUAUCACUAGGGUUUACCGUUAUCAGACAGGGGUGGAAAGACUUUGCAGAAACAUUAUUGGUCAAAGACAGCAUUAAAAGGAAGACCUCAGAGAGAGUCCAUGCAGCACAUCAGGAGGUUGCAAGCUAAAGAGCGAUGAAGAUUUUAUGUAUUGCUGUUGCUGUACUGAGUCUUGUCUCAGUAUGCCAGCCUGCAUCGCUGGCAUGUAACAACCUGCUGACACCCACAGACAAAAAUCCACAACUGCUGGGGAGAUGGCACAUGAUUGCUUUUGCCUCAGAAUCCUGUUUGGCUACCACCUUAUUCAACAGUUUAAUUUGGCCAAGCCUUGCAAUGGAUAUUACUUCUAAGGACAAACCAAACACCUAUGAUUAUAACAUAAAAGUAAAAAUGUAUGGAUACUGCUUCAAUGAAACUGAGGCCUUUUUCUAUGAAAACAGCAAAAUGAUGGACCUUGACAGCAACAAUUCCCCAACUGGUGAUCCAGAUGUUUUUUUGCAAACAAGUUGUCCUGACUGCAUUGUUGUAAAGUCCAACGAUUAUAUUGGCACUCUCCUGCUUUUAAGCAAGAGAAAGAGCGUCUCUGAUGCUGAACUGAAGGAGUUUGAGACUCAAACACAGUGUCUUGGCUGGUCUGCAAUGAAGAAGUUGAACACAGAAUUUGAUUUUGACAACUGCAAGAUCCUCAAUGAUGAUAUAUCUGACGAAGAAGCCGAAGCUCUUGGAAAUAACAUCUUAUCAACCAUGUCUGAAAGGAUGUCAGGCAUGUAUAUUGAUAUAUAUAAUUGUUUUAGAGACAAGGUCUGGUCUUACUUCUACUGAAGUUAAACAAUGAAUUAUUGGUAAAACUUCAUCACAGUACAUAGAUGUUGAUUCAGAAAACCAAAUCUGUGAACUUGUAUAAAGAGGAUACAGUAGCUGUGAAACAAAAACAAUUUGACCAAAAAGUUUUUAAGUGAGUAUUAAAGUAAAAGUUUAAUAACUGUUAAAAUAACUGUAACUUGGCAUCUCCUUAUAAUAACUGCUUUGUCUGCCCAUCUUUUUCUGUCAUUGUGCGGAAAACUACAGCCAAAAGUUUGAAUAAAUUAAGAACUUCUACUGUGUGCUUUCUUCUGGUAAAAAAAAUGUCAAAGUUUAUGUCUUUUUCAAAAAAAUGAAAUAAAUAUGUUUUUGCCUCUCCUCAACA